AUGGCAUUGAAAGACCGAUUGCGUCGCGCGAUGGGUCGCUCCGAACCAUCCCCGAUCGAAUAUACCCGUUCAACAUCCACCAUAAAUCGUUCUCGCUCCACUAGCACCCCCACAUCCACUCCCACUUCCACAGCCUCCUCUUCACCUCCCAUCACACUUAUCAAGACAACAUCCUCGCGGCUGUCAAAACGAUUCACAUUUCAAAGCAAGGCCAAGCGCGAAGCGAAGAGCCGGCAGCGAUUAGAGGAUUGGGAAAGGCGAGAUGCUGAAGAAUGGAAUGUGCCGACGGUUAAGCGUCCCGGGCGUAAAAGCCAGCACCAUCAAGAUAUACUAAGGACCUUUGAGUGGCAAUUUGGGAGGAAGAGCAGGGAUGGUGUGCCGAGGCGGAGUGCGAGUAUUUGGAGCGGUAUUAGUCCGGGUACUAGUAUGAUGGAGACUACGGAUGAGGGGGGUUUGGAUAGGGUAUUAUCUGUGAAUAGGAGUGAAAGGAAUGGGAGGGCAGGACAACAGGUUCCGGGGAACGCUGAGCCGGGCAAUUAA
Venustampulla echinocandica is the source of this 540-nucleotide messenger RNA. RefSeq lists its product as uncharacterized. The record is from RefSeq and is a predicted model, not a curated record. NCBI's taxonomy places the organism in Eukaryota, Fungi, Ascomycota, Leotiomycetes, Helotiales, Pleuroascaceae. The coding region runs from base 1 to 540 and encodes 179 amino acids. The transcript has a single exon.